GGGAACCUUCGACCCUUCGACUCUCGACAACCACCACCAGCCGUCCGGCACAUAUCCAUCAGUCGUACGCCGUCCACUCGAUCAUAAUCCGACAAGAUGGGUAAGGGAAAGCCUAGGGGAUUAAACGCCGCCCGCAAGCUCGCGACCACUCGUCGUGAGAACCGCUGGGCCGAUCUGCACUACAAGAAGCGUCUCCUCGGUACCGCUUACAAGUCUUCUCCUUUCGGUGGUGCUUCUCAUGCCAAGGGUAUCGUCCUUGAGAAGGUCGGUGUUGAGGCCAAGCAGCCCAACUCCGCUAUCCGAAAGUGUGUCAAGGUCCAACUCAUCAAGAACGGCAAGAAGGUCACUGCUUUCGUCCCCAAUGACGGUUGCUUGAACUUCAUCGAUGAGAACGACGAAGUCCUCCUCGCCGGUUUCGGUCGUAAGGGCAAGGCCAAGGGUGAUAUUCCCGGUGUUCGUUUCAAGGUCGUCAAGGUCUCUGGUGUCGGUCUGAUGGCUCUGUGGAAGGAGAAGAAGGAGAAGCCCCGUUCGUAAACGACACCGUGGCGAGAGGCGACGAACGUUGGUUCAAGAUUGAUAUCCGAGAAGUCGACGGGGCCCGUUUCCAUUGAACAUCGGGCGGUAUGGUCUAUGGAUCUGGAAUUUAUGGUUCAGGAUGGAUGACCUGCAAAAACCGUAGCAGAUACUACGAUUGAUAUACUCAAAAGACGGCGCCAUGAUUUUUUAUUUCUCUCUGGGAAGGGCCCUAAAAUCAAGAAAUUUCUC
Molecule: messenger RNA, 765 nt
Organism: Aspergillus nidulans FGSC A4
Lineage: Eukaryota; Fungi; Ascomycota; Eurotiomycetes; Eurotiales; Aspergillaceae
Gene: rps23
Product: ribosomal 40S subunit protein S23
Exons: 3
Coding region: 97-534 (145 amino acids)
Biological process (GO): translation
Cellular component (GO): ribosome; small ribosomal subunit
Molecular function (GO): structural constituent of ribosome
Source: RefSeq, a predicted model, not a curated record